Messenger RNA from Ilex paraguariensis (yerba mate), 1941 nucleotides. The record is from the annotation of a GenBank genome assembly. Lineage: Eukaryota; Viridiplantae; Streptophyta; Magnoliopsida; Aquifoliales; Aquifoliaceae.
AUGAAGUAUUUAUUGAGCUAUGCAAGCAAUCCUAGUGCAUGCCCAGGAAGGAACAAUUUAUACAGUAGAGAGCUUGUAGAACUAUCUGUUAGGAAUCUAUUGAGAGAAUUGGCUGAAGUAAGAGUUUCAGCGUCGCACCUGCCUGCUCCAGAACAAUAUCGAUUACCAGGUGGAUAUGGACAAACAUCAAGACCUCUAGGACAAAAUAUUGAAAUGAAGAGAGGUGACUGGAUAUGUCCAAAGUGCAGUUUCAUGAAUUUUGCAAGAAAUGUUAAAUGCCUUGAAUGUGAGGAGUCUAGACCGAAGAGACAGCUGACAGGAGGCGAGUGGGAGUGUCCUCAAUGUGAUUUCUUUAACUAUGGAAGGAACUUGGUCUGCUUAAGAUGUGAUUGCAAACGACCUGGUGAGGCUUCAUUCGAUAAUUUCAAAUCCAGACCAGAGCUGGGAUAUUCUAAUGAGAACUACACAAAUAAGGCUAAUGUUGAUAGCAGGUUGGCUGAGAAUGAAGAGAAGGCACAGAGGUGGUUGAGUACGGUUUCUCAAAUGGAUAAAGCCUCUGAUUUGAGCAGUGUGGCGGCUGAUGCAGAUUUUCCUGAGAUCAUGCCAUUGAGGAAAGGAGAAAACAGAUUUGUUGUAAGCACAAGGAAGACACCCUUGGAGAGAAGGAUGGCUAAUUCUCAAUAUCAAAGGAACUUAAAUAAUGAUGGGACUAGGGAACGUAGUAAUUCUCAAACUGGGGGUGCAAAUGAGAACCUUGAUACUUCAAUCAGCCAGAGUUUGGACCGGAUACUUGGUCGCACGUCCACCAUGUCCAGAACAGAUAAUAAAAGCAUCACAGCUGGACAAAAUGCUAGAACAGAGAACUCCACUCCACUUUCUAGGUCAGAUUCUUCACAGUAUGCACACCCCAGGGCGACCAAUUCAAGUUAUGUUCCAUUCGUGCCAUUACCUGCUGAUAUGUUUGCCAAAAAACCUCAAAUUGCAAAUAUUGUGGAUAGUGAAACAGAAGGCUGCAAAUCUGUGUCUUCAAAGGUCAUUGAGCAAACAGAUCCUGUUUCUGUGAGUGCAGCUCAAGCUGAGAACAAUGAUAACGAAAAAGAACAUGCUGAAAAGUCUGAAAGAUGGUUUAAGAGGGUAGCAGCGCUGCAUGAUGUCACAGACCUAUCAAGUGCUAUUGCAGAUGAGAAUUUCCCGAAGGUUAUGCCAAUGCGUAAAGGAGAAAACCGGUUUGUAGUUAGCAGGAAGAAGGAUCAGUCUUUAACUUCUCCGAUGUACAAAACACGUGUGUCUAUGGAGCAGGCAAGCAAUCCUAAGUUUGUCCCAUUCGUUCCGUUCCCACCUGACUACUUUGCAAAUAAGAACAAACUGCAGCCAGAGGGCAAAGAUUCAAUCAUAAAACCUACGGGUGAAACUUCUUCCAUUUCUACCACUCCGGAGAAGUUCCCUGAAAAGUCAGAUGAUGCUAGACCUGGAGCAUCUAAUUUGAGUCAAACGCAAAGACCAGAAAACCAACAGACCAGCUCAGGGAAUUGGAAUUCAAAACCUUGUGGGGACUAUGGGGCACCAGUUGUUGGAAAUUUGACGCAAAGCUCUUUCAGAAAUUCACCGACCUCACCUGAAAAUCAGAAUGUUAGAAGUGGCUGGACGGGGAAGAGCUUGGAAGGUUCAGCGGUGAAGGAAUCCAAUCCUUUGGACAUGUCAGAAGAGGCCAAGGCAGAAAGGUGGUUUCGACGUGUUGCCCAGAUCAAGGACAUUUCUGAGCUGAGCCAGAUACCUGACGAAGACUUCCCCUCAAUAAUGCCAAUGCGGAAGGGAGUGAACAGGUUUGUGGUGAGCAAGAGGAAAACACCAUUAGAGAGGAGGUUGACAUCUCCUCAGUACAGAAGGAAUCUUCCCAUUGUGAGCUCUGAUCCAAUGAAGAAGGAAAAUGACACUAGUUAA